UAUAAGAAGGUGUAGGAGCACACUGACAUCCUCCACAUUGUGUUGAGCUUCACACAGCCGUCGCAGCCUCCGGCCCACCUUGGUGAAAGAAACAUGGACUUCAAUGGAACAUGGCAGGUCUACGCUCAGGAGAACUAUGAGGAGUUCCUCAAGGCCAUGGAACUCCCAGCAGAUGUGAUUAAGAUUGCAAAGGACAUCAAGCCAAUUACUGAGAUCAAGCAGACCGGUAAUAGCUUUGUCGUCACCUCCAAGACCCCCGGAAAGACUGUGACCAACUCCUUUACCGUCGGCAAGGAGGCUGAUAUCACCACCAUGGACGGCAAGAAGCUCAAGUGCAUUGUCAAUUUGGAGGGCGGCAAACUGGUCUGCAACACCGGCAAGUUCUGCCACAUUCAGGAGCUCCAAGGAGGAGAGAUGGUUGAGACUUUGACCAUGGGCUCCACAACUCUCAUCAGAAGGAGCAAAAAGAUGUAAACUUGGCAGUGAGGAAACCAGUGUCUAUUUAAAUAAAAGUGUUGCUUAAUAA
This is a messenger RNA of Scomber japonicus (chub mackerel), 526 nucleotides long. It is a transcript of the gene fabp10a, whose product is annotated as fatty acid binding protein 10a, liver basic. The transcript is spliced from 4 exons. Gene Ontology annotation, molecular function: fatty acid binding. Gene Ontology annotation, cellular component: cytosol; nucleus. Bases 94 to 474 code for a protein of 126 amino acids. Gene Ontology annotation, biological process: fatty acid transport. The record is from RefSeq and is a predicted model, not a curated record. Lineage: Eukaryota; Metazoa; Chordata; Actinopteri; Scombriformes; Scombridae.